This is a messenger RNA of Peromyscus californicus insignis, 1518 nucleotides long. RefSeq names its product zinc finger protein 691 (gene Znf691). Lineage: Eukaryota; Metazoa; Chordata; Mammalia; Rodentia; Cricetidae. The record is from RefSeq and is a predicted model, not a curated record. Gene Ontology annotation, molecular function: DNA-binding transcription factor activity, RNA polymerase II-specific; RNA polymerase II cis-regulatory region sequence-specific DNA binding. Gene Ontology annotation, biological process: regulation of transcription by RNA polymerase II. Bases 66 to 917 code for a protein of 283 amino acids. The transcript has 2 exons.
GCUCCUUUCCCCGCCCACUGAGGCGGCGCUGUCCCUGACCGAGCUGCGGGAGUGAGGGCUCAGAGAUGGGCAGUGAGAAGGAGCAGAGUCCAGAAGCACACCUGCCUGAGGAAGGGGAAGGGGGGAAGCCUUGGAGAGUGGACGGCUCAGAGGAUUUCCAGAUCACAUCUGGGGAGGAACAUGGGCAGGCGAGCCUGUCCAAGAGGCUUCAAGGAACACACCCCAAAACGCCAUGGCAGAAAGUCACUGCCCGAGCUGGAGGCCCCAGGAACCCCAUUGCUUUUAAAGGCCCAGAGGCGGACGAGAAGCCUUUUAUAUGUGUGCAGUGUGGCAAAACCUUCAACAAUACCUCCAACCUGAGAACACACCAGCGGAUCCACACUGGUGAGAAGCCAUACAAGUGUUCCGAGUGUGGCAAGAGCUUCUCCCGAAGCUCCAACCGCAUCCGUCACGAGAGGAUCCACCUGGAAGAGAAGCACUACCAAUGUGCCAAGUGUCAGGAGAGUUUUCGGCGGCGCUCAGACCUCACUACACACCAGCAAGAUCACCUGGGCCAGCGGCCAUACCGCUGUGACAUUUGUGGCAAGAGCUUCAGUCAGAGUGCCACGCUGGCUGUCCAUCACCGAACCCACCUGGAGCCAGCACCUUACAUCUGCUGUGAGUGUGGGAAGAGCUUCAGCAACAGCUCCAGCUUUGGGGUGCACCACCGGACCCACACCGGUGAGAGGCCUUAUGAGUGUACUGAGUGUGGGCGGACUUUCAGUGACAUCUCCAACUUCGGAGCACACCAGAGAACACACAGGGGGGAGAAGCCGUACCGGUGCACUCAGUGUGGGAAACACUUCUCCCGAAGCUCGAACCUCAUCCGACACCAGAAAACACACUUGGGCGAGCAGGAUGAGAAAGAGUCUAGCUGAAGGGGAGCCCUGUAAAGAGUGAGGGAGAGCAUGUAGGCCACCUUGAUAGGAGAAGGAGGCCGUUAGCACCUGCUGGGGCACCUGGACUGCAAGCCCUUCACUUUGUAGAAUGGUCCCUUGUUGCCUUUGCAAUCAGGAAAUCCUGCCUCCUCCCAGGCAGUUUCUUGCCUUGAAAAAUCAGAGUGCCCAGUCGUCACUUUACUUUCUCAGGGGUGGACGAAGUGGGACAGGCUCAGGACAUGCUCUCAUCAUUGGGACAUCAGUCCCCUGGCUUUGUGGAAAGUGCCAGAGACGGCAUCACUGUCUGCAGGGCCUCUAGAGCCAGCUAGCUUCAGACCCACUGCAGUGGCCUGUGAGUUCCUCCCUUGCUGUGCCUCAUCCCAUGUCAACUUCUAGAGCCCUAGGCCGGGAGGCGUGGCUCUCCUGUUGAAGGGGCCUCUUCUGUCUGAGAAGAGGCUUGUGGUCCUUCAGUAAGAAUGAGAAGGAAGCCUCAGGGAUCCACAAUCCAGGGACCCUCACACUCCCUGUGUUUGUUACCUACCUUCCUCACCCCACCUUGCAUCUGUCCUCAGUGAUUACCAGUAAAACACUUCAAUGAGAA